Anneissia japonica is the source of this 8238-nucleotide messenger RNA. RefSeq names its product tyrosine-protein phosphatase non-receptor type 4-like. Gene Ontology annotation, biological process: protein dephosphorylation. Gene Ontology annotation, molecular function: protein tyrosine phosphatase activity; protein binding. The record is from RefSeq and is a predicted model, not a curated record. Gene Ontology annotation, cellular component: cytoskeleton. Lineage: Eukaryota; Metazoa; Echinodermata; Crinoidea; Comatulida; Comatulidae. The transcript is spliced from 25 exons. The coding region runs from base 286 to 3006 and encodes 906 amino acids.
AUAAAAAGAAAUUUCUGAGAAGGUCAACAUGUAAAAAAAUGGUGUAUAAAUCUUGACUGUGCUUGACGUUUUGUGGGAAGAAAGUGAAGGAUGUUGCUUGGAAUUACUAAAUCUGAUAGCAACAGUGUAAUGGCCCUCUGGUGAAGUAAAUGUGGAUUUUUUUUUACCUGUGAUAUAUUCUCACUUUUUUUUGGACUGUCUAGUGUUUGUUCUGUAGGACAUACGGUACUGGAAGUCAGGAUUAAGGAUUAAGCGGGUGAUUUGUCAGAUAUCUUUGUUGGCGAGAUGUCUAGGCGUUUCCGAACAUCUAGCGGAUCUUACAAUGUACGCGCCAAUGAGGUAGCACGAGAACAGCAGGAGCGCAAGAUGCGCUGUAUAAUAACAUUCUUGGAUGAUACGGAACAUACGUUUGAGAUUGAGAGGCGCGCCAAAGGACAGUUUCUCCUGGAAGAAGCAUUCCGAUACUUAGAUCUGAUAGAGUGUGAUUAUUUUGGGUUGAAAUUUAUAGACAGCGAUAACACAUUAGAUAACAAAAGAUGGUUAGACCCAACAAAGUCAAUUAGAAAACAAGUUAAAGGGCCAAUGUACUUUUAUUUUCGAGUGAAAUUUUUUGUAUCGGAUCCAAGUAAAUUACAAGAGGAGUACACACGGUAUCAAUUUGUGCUCCAGCUUCGCAAAGAUCUCCUUGAAGGAAGGAUAAUCUGUUCAUUUAAUAUUGGGACUCUGUUAGCAUCUUUUAUAGUACAAGCUGAAUUAGGUGAUUAUGAUCCGAACGAACAUCCAACUGGAUAUGUGUCGGCAUUUAGGUUUAUUCCAGGGCAAGGACAGACGGAAAAAUUCAACAAGGAAGUGGAACGACUACACAAAACACACUAUGGACAGUCACCAGCUGACUCGGAGUACAAUUUUCUAAAUAAAGUGAAAAAUUUAGAACUUUAUGGUGUAGAUCUCCACUAUGCCAAGGUAAUGGAUCAUUCUGGGAUAGAAAUUCAAAUUGGAAUAACAGCCUCUGGAAUCAUUGUGUUUCAAAACAGCACAAAGAUUAACACGUUUUCUUGGGCGAAAAUUGUCAAAAUUUCCUUCAAGCGCAAGCAGUUCUUCAUUCAAUUACGAAGAGAAGUCGGAGAAACCCGUGACUCAUUAAUUGGAUUUAAUCUGGGAUCGUACCGUAGUUGCAAGAACCUUUGGAAAUCGUGUGUGGAACACCACACGUUUUUUAGGCUGGCGGAACCGCAGCCCACACAAAAGAAACGUGUCAUGUUUCAACUAGGCUCAAAAUUCAGGUACAGAGAGGUAUCAGGAGAGCCUAUGUUUGAGCAAGGGCCCCUUGGACCCAGAUUCCGCUAUAGUGGCAGAACCGAGCUACAAACGAUGGAGGAUGCUAAGAAGAGGCUAGCAAAUAAAGAUCGAGAAUUUCACAGGUCACCAAGUAAAAAGGUAAUUAGAAGAACAAUUGGAGGAUCGACGACAGAGGUUAUUCGGUCGGAGAGUAGAACAUUACCAGCAUACAUACCAUCUAAUCACAGGCCUGAAGUUGAAAAUCAGAGGAAUAGUCGUUUCUUUAGUUUUGAUGGUAAAAUACCAUCAUCUCCUCAUGAAAAGUCAAAAAUAAAUGGUUUCUCUAAAAAGCAUCGGUUAAGUGGAAGUUCGCCAGAUAUUUUGUUCAUUGAUGAUGGUAGCAGCCCAUCAACUGUUAAUGGGAAGUCUUACGAUUUGGCAACUGGCAAUUAUGGUCUGACAAAUGGAGUAAACUCAGCGAAUCUUGUGACAAUACGCAUGGUACCAGAUAAUCAGGGACGAUUUGGAUUUAACGUAAAGGGUGGUUCAGAUCAUAACAGUCCGGUUAUCGUUUCACGGGUAGCGCCAAACACGCCGGCUGAUCUUUGUAUUCCUCGUUUAAAUGAAGGAGAUCAAAUAUUAUUCUUGAAUGACUUAGAUGUAAGUAAAGUCUCCCACGAGAAAGUAGUUGCAAAAAUUCGAGCCAUGGGGGUGGCCAUGUCAAAAGAAUUGGUGCUCACUGUUCGCCCAAAUGUGUAUGUUGGUGCUGAAGAGGAGGAAGAAGAGCCACUAUUCCAGUAUAUACCAGAGAGUCCCAGGGUGGCGAACCUUCCAGAUCUAGACGUGCUUGCAGAGUCCAUUAUGCUGCUACGAGAGGGUCUAGAAAGUGGGACAGCAUUGAUCCAAUUUGAGCAAUUAUAUCGUAAAAAACCAGGGAUGACAAUGAACAUUUGUCGACAUCCGGACAACAUCGUUAAAAAUAGAUACAGAGAUAUUGCUCCAUAUGAUGCCACAAGGAUAUUAUUAAAAGAAAUAGAAUCAGGGGACUACAUAAAUGCCAAUGCUAUUAAUAUGGAAAUUUCUAAAACUGGUUUAGUGAACCGGUAUAUAGCAGCUCAAGGACCGCUGCCAAAUACGUGCGGGGAUUUUUGGUACAUGGUGUGGGAGCAAGAUUGUAGUUUAAUUGUUAUGCUUACAGCAAAUGUAGAAAGAGGAAGGGUUAAAUGUCACAAAUAUUGGCCAGAAUUAGGUCAUCAUAUGACGUACUCACCCCAUAUAGAGGUCACCUGCACACGUUGUGACGAGAGCGCCUCAUUUGCUAAUAGGGAUUUCAUCAUAACCAAUACGAAGACAAACGAAUCAAGGAAUGUUGUCCAGAUGCAAUACAUAGCGUGGCCAGAUCACGGUGUUCCCGAUGAUUCUUCUGAUUUCUUAGAUUUUGUCUUGAGGGUUCGGCAGCAUAGGGUUGGCAUGGAUGCACCAACUGUUGUACACUGCAGUGCUGGCAUUGGUCGAACAGGGGUACUGAUUACCAUGGAAACAGCUAUGUGUCUCAUAGAAGCCAACGAGCCAGUUUAUCCUCUGGAUAUAGUGAAGACCAUGCGAGAUCAACGAGCCAUGCUAAUACAAACCACAGCCCAGUAUCGUUUUGUUUGUGAUGCAAUUGUUCGAGUUUACUUUGAUGAAAUCAUUCGGCCUGUUUCCAGAAGCAUCAGCAAUUCCAGUUAAUACAUCUUACGAACACUCAAAGCACCUGAAGUUGAUUUGUCUGAUUAAGUAUAAACCUUUACAGGAUGUGUUGCAAUAUCUUGAAUUCUGCAACUCACAGACAGACAUAGCAGGCAAAUUGCAGUGACAAAUUUAAACAUUCAACAGCUAGGUUGACAAAACAAUCAGGAUAUAAAAAAAGCAAACUGAAAUAGAGGGAGAUUUAAGAGCUGGCCUACUUUUAAAUUUCUAUAAAAGGAUCUUGUUGUUCAAGCUCGUUCAGAAGUCUUUUUGAUACUUGCUUUUUAUUUCUGUUGCCGUUCGAUCUUUCAAUGUUGAUAAUGUCUUGAACUCCGAUGGAUUUACGUUGAUGAACAUCUCAGCAAAAUUGAUUUUGGCGUAUGUUGGACAGGUAAUCACGGUUUGAUAAGCCUGAAAGUAACUGCUUAGUAUUGCAGGCAUAAUGCCCUGGACUGCGGUGGCCUAUAAACGCUAUAGUUCCUGGCCUAAUCUCAGAAAAGAACAAUAUCCUGGUUUGAUGCACACUGUAGUGACUGAUUCAUCUUGCUUUAUUUUCCUAUUAUUAACUUAUCUUUUUGUGUUGUAUUUUUUUUUUUUGAGUGAAUAAAUUUUAAUUAAUUGAAUCACAUUUUAUGUAAACAGAUUUAUUAAAUGAGAUAUUAUUCUGAGAAAUUCUUGCUUUCUCGCAUUUUUACAAGACACAACGAUAAAUUUUCUAGAGAAUGAAUUAAGUAUUUAAAUUUAGUAACACAAAAGGAUAUGAACCUAAACAUGGCUAUCAAAUUUUGUAUAGAACUGUAAAUUUACAUGUACAGUCUUCAGAAAAGUUUCAAAAUAAAGUUAAUUAGUUUUUGUAUUUUAAUUAUUUAGAUGGAAUUCUAUCAUAUAACAUUUUAUCAUUAACUUUUUUCUUGUAUCCCUUUCUCAGUCAAUUAGUUUCAUUAAGCUAAUAAUUAUUUUAUAUAUCUCUGCAUUAGUGCUUUUUAUAUUUAUAGUUAUUUUCUGCUUCUUACAUAUUUCAUACUUUUUAAAAUGUAAUGUUCUUGAAAAUGUUAUUUUUAAAUAUUUUUUCCGUCCCAAUUUACACAGAAUCAUAAUAUUUUGUGUGUGCGUAAAAAUAGUACAUUUCUAAUUGUCUGUUACUGAAGGAGAACUACGAGAAUACUUUAGGAAAUAUUUUUUUUGCUAUCAAUUUUAUUAUUAAUAUUAUAAGGUCAUUGUUCUAUAAACUAAAAAAAGAUAUUUUAUUUCAGAGUGUUAGUAUAUUAUAACUUUGUAAACUCAGCAAAGUAUAUGUUACUUCAACUGAUUGUGAUUAUGAUAAAUGCCAAAAGAAAAUCAUGUUUUUUGUCUUGGUAUGAAAAAGAGUAGUAUGAUGCCCCAUUUCUGUAUAUGCAAUCCUGGUUCGGGCAAACAUUUUUUACACUCGCAAUUUCCUCUUCAACGUUCAAAAUUUAUAUAUAUAGCUACAGUUAAACAUGCUUAAGACUUUUUACCUAACUAAAAUAAUUUCAACUCGAAUUUAUUUUACAUGCAAAACCAUUAAUUAAGAAUCUGUAAGUCAAAUUUUAUCUAAGUCAAAAUAUUUUUCAAUGUCAUUUUGGAUUUGGCUUAGGCAUGUUCAACUGUAUAGCAUUACCUCAAGUCAGUUGAGUUUUUCUCUAUAAUGUACCAUGAUAUACACCAUAGUUUCUUGGGUAUAACUAGUCCACAACCCUUAAAAUUCUUUUUUAUUUUUUAUUUGGAAACUUAUUUACCCAGGAUAAUUUUCAGGCAAAUACCUGUUUUUAGCAAUGGUCCUGCACAAUAAUUACAAUAAAAAUAAGUGCAAAAUGACCACAUAUACAAUACAGUUAGGGUAAUACAGAAAAACAUUAGAUUUUAAAAAGUCACAUAUCAAACAAACUUCAUAAAUACAUUAUUUUACAAUAAAAAUGGUAAAACUAUCAACAAAGCAUACAUUUCAUUUAAUUUCAAUUUAAACAAUGUUACUAAACAGUAAAAUAAUUAAACGAUUGAAACCGAAACGAUACUAAAAUGAAAGUGGGUCGAGUUUAUGGGUGGGCAUGAGGUGUAUACCCGGGGAAUGUCCAUCAAAAAACCUAAAAUUAUAGGGAUUGGCCAAUCAAUAGGCAAAUUUUCAAUGCAACUAAAGUGUUUUUAAAAACUCAGCUGAGCUACUGAUUCAAAUCAUACCAGAGAAAACACUGGUACCAGGCGCGUAUCCAGUAGGGGAAAGGUCCCCUACCCCCAUCUCCGUUUUGCCACUAAAUUUUAAAAUUUCAUGCAUAUAUUGAAAUUAGCGUACCUCGCUUGUCUGUUCUGUAAAUGUUGUGCUCCACAUUUUGAAAAAUUCUGGAUCUGCCCCUGGGUAUGUAAAUUAGGAUCACUUAUACCUGAGGUGGGCUUGGGUUUAUACCCCCAGAACUAUGAUACAUAUAUUGAUACAUGCCUACCUACAUAUGCAUGUAUGUAUAUGUAUAUUAUACAAACACACAUACAUAGUAAAAUAUACAAUCAGUUGAUUGGAUCACUAAGUGUUUGGUGACAAGCUGAUGAAUGAAUUGACAAGUAAACAAUGAUAAGAUGUCGGCAAAAUAGAGAUGGUUAUAACCAACUUGUCAUCAACCCAUCUCUAUUUUGCCAGCAUCUCAUUAUAGUUGCUGGCCGACUUGAUUAAAAACACUUUUGAUAAACAAACAGUGAAAUAUUGUUCGACGAUAAAAUUAGACUUACAGAUUGUUAAUUAAUGGAAAACACAACAAUUUGGCAUAAAAAUAAGAUCGACUUAGAAAUUAUUUGACUUUCGUCUUUCCAAUAUACGUUACCUUAGAAUUCCAUCUUUUCUAUAUACAUUACCUUGGAAUUCAGUCAUUCCAAGAUAUUUUAUCUCUGAAAUCCGUCUUUCCGAGAUAAAUUAUCUCGGAAAGAUGUCUUAAUAAGUGUAUAUUCCAUGUUUCCAAAUAAUUAUAUUGGGGAACUCGGAAGGUCACUUUAAGCUUCCAUAGAAAGUAGAAAACAUGAGAUUGCACCGUAGAAAGAUGAGAAACAUGGUUUUUUUUUUUAAUGUGGUUCAAUUUUUGAAUGGUCUUAUUGUAAAAAGUUCAACAGAGCCAUGCGUUUUAAAUAUCAAUAUAACUUCUUAGCAAAAUUAUAAGUACCGUGUGCUUCUUUGCCUAGAUUUCUAAAGGAAUGUCAUUUAAGGUGGGUGUACAUGGUAGUUCUUAGUAUUACCAGGUAUUACUAAGACUAAGCAUCCAUUAUUACGUUGUGAAUUGAAUGAGGUAACUUAAAAAGUAUAAAGGCCUUUGAAUUGUUAUGCUUGUUUUGCAUCUGUAUGUUUCUUUGAACAGACAUUUAACUGUUUGUUUCUUUGAACAGACUAUUAACUGUAUGUUUCUUUGAACAGAGAUGUAGACUGUCUGGAAAACUCUUUCACAAUCAUGUAAAGAAGAUGAAAAUUGCAGCGCUUUUUUUCCAAGCGAUUUUUUUUUUUUCUGAAGACAUUUUAUUAAAAGAACGGAUUCACAAUAAUGAAGAAGAAAAUGUAAAUUGCAGUUAUUUUAAUUAUAUUUAAAAUUAAAUUAUGUGUUCUCAAUGAAAUUUCAAUGAACUUGAAAUAGUUCCAAAAUGUUGCUAUUUUUGUGUCUUGUGUUGUGAAAUAAUGCUUUAUUUUCAUACUAGAUUUAUUCACAAUUUAAAAUUAUUCUCAAAUCUAGAAUUUGUAAUAUUCUGUUCGAUACAGUAAUUCCUGACCACUUUAUAAGAUAUAGUUCACUGAUUAUGUAAUUUACACAAGACAAAUACUGAUUUUUUUUAUGUGUUAUAAAUAUAGUUACUAUUAUUCAAUAUUAUUCUGAUGUUUGUAUAAAAACUAGUCAUAAAAGUAUGGUUUUAUCUAACAAUGUUAGUAAUGAUUGAUAACUGGUGUGGCUGUGAACAACAAACAAGGUCAAAGAUAAAACAUUUAUUUUACGAAGCAGUUUUCAUGGUCUGCUUCAUUCGAUUGAGUUUUGAAUGCCAAUUCAAAAAGUUCUCAAGAAGUCAAACACCGUAUCAAGAACAAAGCAGUAGACAUGCUCUAGUCUAGUAUUAUGUUCUCAUCGAAGUUGGACUUAGUAGAAAAGUGUGGACCUUCAUUCCUGUAUACUGUAUCCUGUACACUUGGGCUAUUAUUAUGUAGUGGUGAUAACAACAUUCUAACGGCUCAUUCAGUUCUGACCAUGAGUUGAGAACUUUGAGAAUGCAAAUACUUUUGUCCAUGUUCUAUACCAUUGAUUGAUAGCAUGGAUCACUAUAGAGAUGAGUCAACAAGAGUAUUUACUGAUAGGCUGAUAUAUCAAUAGUGAUAUGAGUAUGGUACAUCAUACACAGCCACAGUUCAGUGAGCCUCUCCUCAAUGGACAUGCUAUGGAGUCAGUAAGGUAUGUGUUAAUUUGGGUAAUAUUUCUCAAGUAAAUGCAUUUAUUUGUAUACUGUAUAGUCGUUAGUGUAUGAUUUAGCCUGUGAGAGUAUCAAAGGCUAGGGGCUGUUUUGUUAGGUAGACAAAUAGAAUGCUUCAGUGUAUGCUAACCUUGUAGGUGUGCUGGAUGGAGAUUAUGCUAAUCAAUAGACUAUGGAACAACAAUGGUGACAUUUCCCUAUGUGAUCAGACAAUGUAAACACCUACUGUAAAAUUCUAAUAGCCCAAAAUGUUAUCAUUUUACCCCCUCUCAUGUCUAGACUUAUAGUUUGCAAUUGUUAACAGCUUUUUGUACCAGGUCUUGCAGUAGUAAAUAAUUGGAUAUUUAAUUCAAUGUAAGUUAUAUAUUUAAGAUGUAUUUAUUUAAUUUGAUCAAAGAUAUAAAGGAGUGUUUCAGCUUCUAGAUGUUGUAGCGAUUGACACACAAUGGUAUGUGCUAUGCAAUACAGCCAGAUUCCCAAUAAUUGGCGCCCUUUUAAAGAGAUUUUUAGAGUGAAUAUUUUUGGCUUUGAUUGAUUUUUAUUUUGUUUGAGAUCUAAACAUUUUUACAGAGGUUGAAAUUCAAAGCGUGUCACAAUAAAUAUCUUCAGCAGCUUAAUGUUCAAAUGUAGUUCACAGUAAUGUUCUUUUUUCACAAAUGAAAAAUAAAAUACACUUAUUUUAAAAUUGAUUUGAUUUUUUUCUUGUUCUAUCAAACAAAUUAUCACAAUAUUUAUGUUAAUAUUUUUAUCUCGUUAAUCAAUAAAGUCGAAUUGUUACAAUUUUUGAAA